This is a messenger RNA of Xenia sp. Carnegie-2017, 3079 nucleotides long. RefSeq names its product cell division cycle 7-related protein kinase-like. The transcript is spliced from 14 exons. Gene Ontology annotation, cellular component: nucleus. The record is from RefSeq and is a predicted model, not a curated record. The coding region runs from base 870 to 2642 and encodes 590 amino acids. NCBI's taxonomy places the organism in Eukaryota, Metazoa, Cnidaria, Anthozoa, Malacalcyonacea, Xeniidae. Gene Ontology annotation, biological process: mitotic DNA damage checkpoint signaling; protein phosphorylation. Gene Ontology annotation, molecular function: ATP binding; protein serine/threonine kinase activity.
UGCUAGUAUAUUUUGUCUAAUGUUGACAACGAUCACCGCGCAGUGACGUCACGACGAAAAACCGCUGCUGGACUGCGGCUUCGCUUGCAUGUACACAAAGGCGAUCGAAAAAUACACACAUUUAAGGCAUUAUUUCUCGAGUUAAAUUUGAAUUGGAAACCUAGGAUUUCGUGAGAGAGUGGAAAGACUAACAUGUGUGUUUUAAAGCACACAUUCGUACACUGAAUGAAGCUUCAAAAUCUACUCCUAAGUUCUCGAGGAGUGUAUAGUCACUUCAAUCAUUGCUAGACUUGGAAUUUUUGGAAAGAAUCAUGCUGUAAUUGGCGAAAUGAGUUUGAUAUUGUCCACGGGUGCAUUGCUAAAGUUUUUACAAAGGGGAAUGAUCAAGCGUUUAAAUUCACAAAAUCGUAAGCUUAUCUUGGAGGUGAAUCAUUAAAAUAAGUGCUUUACAAAUUGAAAGUAUGGCCUGUUUAAUACGUCGCAUUUUACAUGAGCCGAAUGCAUUCAAAACAAAAGAUAAUGAGGAAUUUUAUCUUCAUUUUCGUCUCUUAUGCAUUUGGCCUAUGAAGUGUUGAAGAAUUAUAAAGAAGGGGCAGAGCCCCCCUUACUUGACAAAAAAUUCUAACAAGGGGAGCCGAGCCCUUCUGAGCCCCCUUUCCAAUACACCCCUGAUAUUGUCCACUGAGUCAACGACAGACUAGAGCUUUGAAAAUAUCUUACAUAAUCUUACAUAAAGUAUAACAUAAGAAUGUUGAGAAAAGCGCGGGGAAUUCGGCCAUCUUUUACAAUUGCUUAUUGUUUGAUCAAAUAAAGCGAAAUAUAAAGGUUGGAAGUAGAACCUGACGAAUUCUUUAUAUGUUUGCUGUGUGAUGGCAAAAAAUGAGUGCUUUGAAAAUGUGAUUUCUACUGAAAAUACUGAUUUGGAUGAACAUGUCGACCUAACUCACUCAGGCUCGCACUCAGAUGUUGAAUUCGCCGAACUAUUUGAGAAAGUUCCUAUUUUAAAAAAUAUUUUUCUCAUGAAGUCUAAGAUUGGUGAAGGUACAUUUAGCAAUGUUUACCAGGCUCAUCUUGUUGAACAUCCAGAUGAAUUGUUUGCCUUAAAGCACAUCAUACCUACAAGUUCACCAGAUCGUGUUGAAAGAGAAAUACGAUGUCUACAGGAAAUGGGUGGAAAGAAUAAUGUGAUUGGCUACAAAGGAGCUGUACGACACUAUGAUCAUACUGUCAUCAUGUUACCAUAUUUUCCUCAUGAUAGAUUUCAGACUUACUUUCUUGAGAUGACCACAUCAGACAUAAAAGACUACAUGAAGAAUCUUUUCAUUGCUCUGAAACAUAUUCACAGUUUUGAUAUAAUUCAUCGAGAUAUUAAACCUGGUAAUUUUCUACAUUCACGGCAAUCUGGAAGAUAUAAUCUUGUUGAUUUUGGUUUGGCAAUGCAUGAAUCUCAGUCUAAAAAAUCGUGGGAGAUAGAGAAGAAAAAUGAUAAAUACAAUCCAUAUCCAACAGACAAAACUACAAGACCUUCGUCACCAAAAAGGGCGAAGAGAAACGGCCAACCAACGAAGAAGCAACGAACAAGUCCAAGAUUUAUGAAGAUCUCGCACAAACUUAAUUCGCGUUCUCAUGUUUUCGUUCCUAAAACGAAAGCAAAAUGUACGAAGUUGAAAGACAUCACGUUCGUUGCGUCCAACAAACACGCAAAAUCAAACCUUAACCACGAAACGAUGAAAAUUUCUCAUAAACUUGCCGUAGGACUGUGUCAGACUAAACACAAAUCUUAUGAAAUAUGUUCUUUGUGUAGUAAAAGAGCAGUACAAAACGCUCCUCGAGCUGGUACAUCUGGAUUUCGGGCUCCAGAGGUCUUGUUGAAACAUCCGGAGCAGACUACAGCUGUCGAUAUGUGGUCAGCUGGAGUGAUAUUGUUAUGUCUUUUGACUGGAAAGUAUCCUUUCUUUCGCUGUGCAGAUGAUAUGACUGCUUUGGCUCAGAUAAUGACCGUCUUUGGUAAGCAACGUGUUGUUGAAAGUGCGAAAUUCCUGGGUAAAUACAUGGUGAGCAACUCCACGUGUCCUGGUUAUGAACUAAAGGAACUUGCACAAAGAUUACGAGCAUCAAAUAUGGAGGAAGAGCGACCUAUGAACUGCUGUGAAUCCUGCAAAGCAGGUUCAACGGAAAAGCAAGCGUUUACCUCUAUAACGGAUAAAGCAAAUAUCGACGGAUUGGAUGAAGACGAAAAGUUUUGUGUUACAUUGAAUAAUUGCAGAUGUAGCAACGAUGUAAGUGAUCAUGUAACUGGCAGAAGAGCAUGCAUUCAAAGUAAAUGCAUCAAUGAUUCUGACUCAAGAGUUGGAGUUCCCAAUGAUAAAGAUGAAGAUCGUACAAUGUCGGAAAGUGGUCGGUCCUUUUCGAAAGAGGCGACUGAACGCGAAGGAGGAAAACUUUCCGUGAAAGAACAUCUUGAUGGAAGCCCAUGUUUAUGUGUUUGUGGUUUAUGUAAGAAUUACGUUCCCUUGACCGUGUAUGAUCUUCUUGAAAGGUGUCUGGAUUUAAAUCCAACAACAAGAAUAACUGCAAGCGAAGCUCUUAGUCAUCCUUUCAUUUGCGAAAACAUCAACUCUUUAGAUUGUGCCAAGUUAUAGGAAAGUUGAUAGUGAGAAGUUAAUAUGAUGAAUUGUUGAAGUUAAAAUGUGUAAGCCUGUGUCUUGUUAGUUUAAACUGACUACUAUUAAAUAUUAGCUAAAUAAACUGUAAAUUACACGGCAGAUAUUCAGGCAUCUAGGAAUUUUAAGUGCUUCAUCUGUGCUUGUCAUUUCUAAUACGAUGCCAUAUCUGUCUAAGAUUGCUAUAUUUUUGUUCACACCAUGAAUAGAAGUCAGUAUUUGAAUUAUAAAAAUGCAUUAUUUUUGUAUUAAUUAACAGUUAUAAACUUAGAACUAAAUUCUCAUUACUUCAAUUAGAUGCAUCUCCGUAAUCUUAUAAUGAUAGCAUAUUAGUUUUUUCUAUAUCCAACAUGUAAUAUAGAAAUUUAUACUUUGGGUUGUGUUAUCUUUAAAUCUACAACGUUUUUGACAGUCCA